AUGUCUGCAUUCCGUGUUGCGCUGAUCACCGGUAUGUUCAAGGACAUUCAUUUAUCUGAAGGCCGGAUUAACUUCGUUUUCGCCAACGCCGGUAUAGGGAGUGCACUGGACUUUUACGAAACAAAGGAUGAAAUCGCCCCACCUCCAAAGCCAAACACCAGCGCCAUAGACGUAAACUUGAAUCGUGUGUGCUACACUAACUACCUGGCCGUUCACUAUUUCAAGUUACAAAAGCUUGAAGAUGCAUCUAUUGUCAUCACAGCGAGCGAUGCGUCAUUGUAUCCUGUCAUCUUCGCUCCGCUGUAUAGAGCAGCAAAACAGGAAAUGUGGACACCAGUAUCAGCUGUGGUAAAAGCAGUGCUCGCUCUUUUGGACGGGAAGAAGAUGACGGACGCAGUCGGAACGAAGGUUCCUGCAGACAAAUUGUACGGCCAGGCCGUCGAGCUCAGCGUUGACAAAAUUCAUUUCCGGUCACAACCUGAAUAUUGUGACGAAGCCUGUAAACAGAUUUCGCACGCUGUCACCAGCUUCACUAUGAGCAAGUCAAAUUCAUGUGGCGUAUGCACAACGAAACAAAGCGUCAUGGAUCAUUUUUAG
Bipolaris sorokiniana ND90Pr is the source of this 597-nucleotide messenger RNA. RefSeq lists its product as uncharacterized. NCBI's taxonomy places the organism in Eukaryota, Fungi, Ascomycota, Dothideomycetes, Pleosporales, Pleosporaceae. The transcript has 3 exons. Gene Ontology annotation, molecular function: oxidoreductase activity, acting on the CH-OH group of donors, NAD or NADP as acceptor. Bases 1 to 597 code for a protein of 198 amino acids. The record is from RefSeq and is a predicted model, not a curated record. Gene Ontology annotation, cellular component: cytoplasm.